Molecule: messenger RNA, 1182 nt
Organism: Prosopis cineraria
Lineage: Eukaryota; Viridiplantae; Streptophyta; Magnoliopsida; Fabales; Fabaceae
Product: transcription initiation factor IIF subunit beta
Exons: 6
Coding region: 126-917 (263 amino acids)
Biological process (GO): transcription by RNA polymerase II; transcription initiation at RNA polymerase II promoter
Cellular component (GO): transcription factor TFIIF complex
Source: RefSeq, a predicted model, not a curated record
GUGUAGCAGAGUUCGACUGGGUUACCGUUUCUCUUUCUAGUUUUUACUUCCAACAACAGGUCGGAGCGGGGGAGAAAAACCAGAGACGAGGGGGAAUACAGAGAGCUCCGAGUCGUGGGAGCGACAUGGAAGAAGAUCACAAUUACAGUGGCAGUGGCGGCAAUCACUUGGAGACUUCCAAGGCUGAGAGAUCCGUUUGGCUGAUGAAGUGUCCUCUCGUUGUCGCCAAGUCAUGGCAGAAUCAUCCUCCCUCUCAUGCUCAACCUCUCGCCAAGGUCGUCCUCUCCCUUGAUCCUCUUCAUGCCGACGAUCCCUCCGCUCUCCAGUUCACAAUGGAGAUGGCUGGCACCGAUGCAGUGAAUAUGCCAAAAACUUAUUCUUUAAAUAUGUUUAAGGAUUUUGUUCCCAUGUGUGUAUUCUCUGAGUCAAACCAAGGCAAGGUUGCGAUGGAAGGGAAAGUGGAGCAUAAAUUUGACAUGAAGCCCCAUGGUGAAAAUAUUGAAGAGUAUGGCAAAUUGUGUCGUGAGAGGACAAACAAAUCUAUGAUUAAAAAUCGACAAAUACAGGUUAUUGAUAAUGAUCGUGGAGUUCUAAUGAGGCCCAUGCCUGGAAUGGUUGGUCUAGUUUCUUCUAAUUCAAAGGAUAAGAAGAAGACCCAACCAGUGAAACAGUCAGAUACAAAGAGAACAAGAAGAGAUCGUGGAGAGUUGGAGGACAUAAUGUUCAAGCUAUUUGAAAGACAGCCCAAUUGGGCCUUGAAGCAGCUUGUCCAAGAGACUGACCAACCAGCUCAAUUCUUGAAGGAGAUCCUGAACGAAUUGUGCAUUUACAAUAAAAGGGGUGCCAAUCAAGGAACUUAUGAGCUGAAGCCCGAAUACAAGAAAUCUGUUGUUGAAGAAGAUACAGGUGCUGAAUAAGUAUACUUCGCUCCCAAGUGCCCCAACUACCCCUCCAUCCAAAAAUAAAAUAUAAAGUCAAGAGUAAGCACAUUUAUGUUUAGUAUAUUUGGGAAUGGGGUCAUCGGGUCAUCCGAGUAACUGGUAAAUUAUGUAUCUUUAGUAUACUCAGCUUACGAUGUAUUUUUUUCCCCCUAAACUUCUUUCGAACUUGAAGAAGGUGCGCAACAGCGCAAGUGAGUUGUAUACGUUCUAAAAAGGAUUUUAAGGUAGCGAAAUUUUUUUA